Exophiala aquamarina CBS 119918 is the source of this 3312-nucleotide messenger RNA. RefSeq lists its product as uncharacterized. Lineage: Eukaryota; Fungi; Ascomycota; Eurotiomycetes; Chaetothyriales; Herpotrichiellaceae. The coding region runs from base 1 to 3312 and encodes 1103 amino acids. Gene Ontology annotation, biological process: NADPH regeneration; proton transmembrane transport. Gene Ontology annotation, molecular function: NADP binding; NAD binding. Gene Ontology annotation, cellular component: mitochondrial inner membrane. The record is from RefSeq and is a predicted model, not a curated record. The transcript has 7 exons.
AUGGCUCACCACGCCUCACGAGUAACCUGGUCGAGGAACAUGUCGGUUAAACUAUCUACCAGCUGUUAUUACGAGGCUCUGGGGCCAGUUCCUCGCCUCAGCAUCAUCCAUGGCUGUGUGCGGCAGGCUAGACAACAUCUGCAUUCGGGUCCACGCGGCGCCAUUCCGCUGAUCCCCAAACGGACGCCCCCUCGACAGCCUCUACCCAAGGCUUCACCAGUAUGGUCCAGGUUCAAGUCUGAACUUGUGCCGGAGGCUACUCCUUACUCGGAGCUCACCAUUGGUAUCCCAGCUGAAACUUUUGAUGGCGAGAAGCGUGUCGCUGUCGCUCCACAGAAUAUCCCACUUCUAUUGAAGAAGGGAUUCUCACGUGUCCUCGUAGAGCGUGGUGCUGGCGCCAAUGCUGAAUAUGCUGACGAGGUUUACGAGCAUGUUGGCGCUACCGUCGUUGAUAGGAAGACAGUCUGGUCUGAGAGCAACAUUCUUCUGAAGGUCCGCGCCCCCAACGUCGAUACAGAGGUCCCCAAUCUUCGCCCAGGCACCACUGUGAUCUCGAUGAUCCAACCCAUGCAGAACAGGCCCCUUGUUGAAGCUCUCGCCAAGCAGCGCGUAACUGCUUUCGCCAUGGAUAUGAUCCCCAGAAUCUCUCGAGCGCAAGCAUUUGAUGUGCUUAGUUCCAUGGCAAAUAUUGCUGGCUACAAAGCCGUUCUGGAAGCAUCCAAUCAUUUCGGUCGUUUCUUGACGGGUCAAGUCACCGCCGCCGGCAAGAUCCCGCCGUCAAAAGUGCUCGUCAUUGGGGCUGGUGUUGCAGGUCUCAGCGCUAUUACCACUGCUCGGCGCCUCGGGGCAAUCGUACGUGGAUUUGAUACAAGAUCGGCUGCUCGAGAACAGGUUCAGUCCCUUGGCGCAGAUUUCUUGGAGGUUAACAUCAAAGAAGAGGGUUCUGCUGCAGGCGGUUAUAGCAAAGAGAUGUCCAAGGAAUUCAUCGAAGCAGAAAUGAAGCUUUUUAUGGAGCAAUGCAAAGAGGUCGAUAUCGUUGUUACCACGGCGGCGAUCCCCGGUAAGCCUUCACCCAAGCUCAUCACCGAGAAGAUGGUCAGUGCCAUGAAACCUGGCUCUGUGGUUGUCGAUCUGGCCUCUGAAGGUGGUGGCAAUUGCGAGGUUACCCAACCUGGAAAGCUCACCGUUCACAAUCAUGUUACGAUCAUUGGAUACACGAAUUUCCCAUCUCGACUUCCAACGCAAGCCUCAAGUUUGUACUCGAACAAUAUUACCAAAUUCCUGCUGUCAAUGGCACCAAAGGAAAACUCCUAUGGCAUCGAUCUAGAAGACGAGGUGGUGCGAGGCUCAAUAGUCACUCGAAAUGGCGAAAUUAUUCCUCCCGCUCCCAGAGCUGCUCCACCACCAACAACUCAAAAUCAGGAGCAUCAUGAAGAAGUCAAGCCUGUGGAACUGACCCCUUGGCAGAAGCAGACUAGAGAAGUCGCAACCGUCGCAGGAGGAAUGGGCGCUAUGCUUACCCUCGGAAAGUUUACGUCACCUCUUCUCAUGAGCAAUAUGUUCACCGCUAGCCUUGCUGGUCUCAUCGGCUAUCGAUCUGUCUGGGGUGUGAUCCCUGCCCUUCAUUCGCCGCUUAUGAGCGUCACCAACGCUAUUUCUGGUAUAGUUGGUGUGGGUGGCUUCUUCGUCAUGGGAGGUGGAUAUCUACCAGAGACAAUCCCUCAAGCUUUGGGUGCCUUGUCUGUGUUGUUGGCGUUUGUCAACGUCUCAGGCGGCUUCGUCAUCACGAAAAGAAUGUUGGACAUGUUUAAACGAGCCACUGAUCCUCCAGAAUAUCCAUGGCUAUAUGCAAUUCCUGGUGUUCUGUUUGGCGGAGGCUUUCUUGCGGCUGCAUCUACUGGUAUGGCUGGUUUAGUCCAAGCUGGAUAUCUCGUGAGCAGUUUGCUCUGCAUUGGCUCGAUAUCUGGCUUGGCCUCUCAGGCCACUGCACGAACAGGCAACCUUCUGGGUAUUCUCGGUGUUGGAGCAGGUAUCCUUGCGUCAUUAGCUGCCGCCGGCUUCUCGCCUGAAGUUCUAGCUCAGUUUGGAGGCAUCGCAGCCAUCGGAGCUCUGGCUGGUGCUUUGAUUGGACGCAGAAUAACGCCGACCGAACUUCCACAGACCGUCGCUGCGCUCCACUCGGUUGUCGGCCUCGCUGCCGUCUUGACUAGUAUCGGAAGUGCUCUGGCUCACGUUGAGGAUAUCUCUACCCUGCAUAUGGUCACAGCAUACCUUGGCGUUGUGAUUGGUGGUAUCACCUUCACUGGCAGUAUCGUGGCUUUCAUGAAACUCGCUGGAAAGAUGUCUUCGCGACCAUUGGCUCUACCAGGACGGCAUCUAGUCAAUUCUAGUCUACUUGCUGCAAACGUAGGCACGAUGGGUGCUUUCGUCACAAUGGCACCAGGCGCGCCGGCGGUAGCGGCGAUGGCACUUUCCGCGAGUACUAUUCUCAGCUUCGCCAAAGGGUACACUACCACUGCUGGAAUAGGUGGUGCUGAUAUGCCCGUUGUGAUUACUGUGUUGAACGCUUAUUCCGGAUUCGCGCUCGUCGCGGAGGGGUUUAUGCUUGACAAUUCUUUGUUGAUCACAGUCGGGUCGCUGAUUGGUGUCAGCGGCUCAAUCCUCUCCUAUAUCAUGUGUGUGGCGAUGAAUCGGUCGCUGACAAACGUCCUCUUUGGUGGCAUUGCUCCUAUCGCCCAAGCACCAGGCCACGAGAUCCAAGGUACUGUCACAAAGACCAGUGUUGAGGAGACGGUCGACUCGCUAGUCGAGGCACAGUCCGUCAUCAUUGUUGUUGGCUACGGCAUGGCAGUCGCAAAGGCCCAAUAUGCCAUCGCAGAGAUAACCGCGCUCCUGAGAUCGAAGGGUGUUAAUGUUCGAUUCGCAAUUCACCCUGUAGCAGGUCGCAUGCCUGGCCAAUGCAAUGUACUUCUCGCCGAGGCCAGUGUGCCGUACGAUAUCGUGCUGGAGAUGGAUGAGAUCAAUGACGAUUUCCCGGAAACUGACCUCACACUUGUCAUCGGAGCAAAUGAUACUGUCAAUCCUAUUGCCUUGGAGUCUGGAAGUCCAAUCGCUGGAAUGCCAGUGUUGCAUGCUUGGAAGAGCAAGCAGGUAAUCGUCAUGAAGAGAGGCAUGAGCAGUGGUUAUGCUGAUGUCCCUAACCCAAUGUUCUACAUGCCCGGAACAAAGAUGCUCUUCGGCGACGCCAAGGCCACAACCGAUGCGAUCAAGGCUGCCCUUGAGAACAAGUACAGGGCUAAAUUCCACGUCUAA